UGAAUAACGGUACCAACAAUGUGGUAAACAUGAAAAUUCCUCAUUUAAGAAUGAUAUUCAAAAUUUUAAGGUAUGUUUCGUGUAGAAGAUUUCUCCAGAAAUCUACUCCACCAGGAAGAUAUGUAAAGAAAUCCUAUGGUCAAUGCAUAAGUUAGAUUUGUAAUUGUCCAUUUAUGAGUUUUUACAGAAAUUUUCUGCAUAAAUAUGUUAAUUUUUCUUUGUAAAAGAAAUUGAAUAGAAUUCCCAAAAAACUCUCUAAAAACGAGACUAGUUUUAAAAUUGACCAAACUUAUAUAUGAAGUUGAAUUUUCAUAGCAAAUUUCUAAAAAAGUCUUCUUACAUGUCACAAGAAAUUGCUGAGGUAUGAUUAGAAGUGUACGCUCAUGCUAGUUGUGUAGUGAAAAAAUUAUAAUUAUUUAAUUUUAUAUUAAUUAAUUAGCAGACUUACAUAGAAGUCUCAUAGUGAGAAGUCUUUUCCCGAAGUCAACUAGAUUUUUAUUCCGAUAUUUUUGUCAAACUCAUAGUUUUGAGAGCUCCCUUGAUGACUUCUAGACUAGUAUAAUGUAUAAAAUUUAACAUGGUCAAGUGCAAAACUAACUUGAGAAAGACUCUUUGCAACACACAUUAUACUUUUCUAGAAAUCUUCUAUGAAAAAACAAAUAUCUACAGAAAUUUUGAUUAAUAGCAAAAUUAACUUGAUUAUCAUAGUUUACUAACCUGAGAAAUGCUCUAAGAAAUAAAUAAAUUAUAAGGUGUAGCCGAUAUUUUUGAAAGUGGUAAAACUAUUAAGGGCUAAGGAAACGAACCGAACCAUCUUAAUAAUAGAAACCUGAGAUUGACUAAUAGGCUCAGAUUGUUUUUUUUUAGAUUGCACUGAAGCUAUCAACUGUUUUCAAUAACUUAGUUGGUUCAGCGUCGGAGAAAAUGAUAAUACAAAGAUCAUUCAAUUUUAUAGAAGAAGGGAAAGGUGACAAUAAUUGGACUGGAGAAGGUUAAAACCAUCGCUUCAAGCUUUGAAGAACGGCUAGCUUGCAGAAGUAGUCAUUGAUAUAUGUAACAAGUCGUAGAACCUUAGAGCAUCAUUAUCCAAGAUUUUUUAGAACGGGUUUCUUAGGGAAAUAUAAAAAACUAUUUAUUAACUUUUAACUAAAAAUUUAAGAAACUGUUUUUAAAGUAGUUCUUAGUUUUUUUAGUUAAAAGUUUAGAAACGGGUUUUUAUAUUCCGCUAAAAACCUCACCAUAUGAACCCCCUCCCCCAAUUAAACAUGCUCUUAUGAUAUCAAAGCUGGAUUAUUUCUGACGAAAAGAUUGGUGGAUUGUCUCGGAUACUAUAAGUUAUUUGGAGUUCUAGAAUAUUUCUAACUCCACUCUAUUUUUUACUUUAAAAUAGAGUGUUGAGUAAAAAUGUUUCAAUGGUAUUCUAUUUUUCACUCUAUAAUAGAGAGAAAAAUAGCUUUACUCUAGAUAUAGAGUAACUUAUUUCUUUUUGUUCAUCACUUUAUUUGCUACUCUAGAAUAGAGUACUGUUGGAAUAAACUUAAACUCUAUUAUAGAGUAAAAAAUAGAGUAAACCAUCCGAGAUGGUUAUGAAUCAUGAAAUCUCCUACGAUAUAUUUCUUUGUAAUUAAUAAAACAUGUUAGACACGUUAUGUAUUUUGAAUAAAUAAACCCUACUGAGCUAGUGAAUAAAUUAAGAAAAACUUUUAAACUACUGAUAUUUCCUUUCAAAUGUAUCAUGGUAUCAAUGUUUUCGAUCUUAAUUCUGAUGGAGUACGGAUUUUUAUCGUUUCUUUCUUUGAUUCUGUUUUUUUUUAACUCAUUGAACGGACUUUGUGAUAUAGUGGUAGUGGAGAGGCAACACAUUCCGGAUUCGAUCUUUCUACUACGGAAACUAAGUCACAUUAUUCUGCCUACCACGACUGCGGAUACAUCCGUAUGAUUACCCAGAAAAAAACCUGUCAUGGACUGCACCUUCCGCCCAGAGAUUAGGUAUGUGUCUUUUAAUAGACCCGGGUUUAAUCUUUUAUUUUUACAAAGAAAAAGUUUCAUCUCAUGAUGAAGUUUACAUAAUAUUUUAUUUGACUAGUUUUAUAUCAUAUUUAUUUAUCUUUAAAAAUUAGUGGUUUUUUUUUGUUUUUAAUGGUUUUUUUUUAAGAAAAAAGAGACAAUUUCGUUUUUUACAAACUGAAUUUAUUAUUUAUUAUUUAUUAGCUAGUUUCAUAUUAUUUUUUAGAAAACAAUAUUAUGUUUCUUCACGGAACAAGUUAUGGUAUUUGUUAUUGUCUUGACUUUGUAAAAUCAGGUUAUUAUACUAAAGACUUGGACGCGAUUGGUUGUGAUGAUGAAAAAUGAAUAUCAACUACAUAUUCGAUGUAGCCACGACCCACGAAGAUGAUGAUUUCCAACGGAAAUUUACAGAUCCUGUGGAAUGAUGACUUGAUGAUUGUCGUGGACUUUGAGCAUGAAUCAGAAUAUACACAACUACUAUAUAUCUAUUUCACGGAAUUGAUGACUUUGGUGAGGCAUAAACGCUAUUGACGAUCUUGGUGAGGUUUAAACGCCAUUAAUGGCCCUAUAGUAGAGGAUAUAAACACCAUGAAAAUGAUUUGAUGAUUCUUCAUUUUCUUAGAUGUUACCAUGCAUGAGCUUGUGGAAAGGUAUUUUUUUUACUGAAAUUUUUUUUGAAAGAAUUUGCUAAUCAAGUUAAUGUACUUUAUAUAAAUAAAGCCUACAAAAGUAAUGAAUAAAUUGGAAAAAAAACUAAUAUACUUAUGAGAUCUCCUCCAGACUAUCAUAAAGUCAUGUUCCUAACCGUGGUAUUGAUGCGAUGAUUUUGGUUCAGCCCACAAGAAUAGACCCUCGAUAGCCAAACCAGAAGAGUCAAGUCCUAGCAGCGUUUCUUGCAGAGACCCAUUGUUACUUAAGUUCAAGUCCCUUACUACAAAUAGGUUCAUACUUCAUACUUUCACAGAGUCCACAUUUAGAAUUUUAUCAAAAUAAUAGUUAGCGCUGUUCCAGAUUUUCCCUAAAAGGAGAUAAGAAUCUACAAAAUUUUCUUUACAAAAAUGUGCAAGUUCAAGAAAGUAUCAUAACCCCCUUUACUUUCUUUCUGUAAUCUAGUGACCGAAUAUUUUGGUGCUUUAAUAAAAUCCAAUUUCAAUUAUCUAAUCACAGUUUGGUGCUUACAAUUAAUAUUGUGUACUAAAAACAUAUAUUCUUAUCUUUAAAUAUUUUUCUAUAAAAGGGUGCCCACAAAACCUUCAUUUAGAAAAAUGGUGUCUCUCACACACAACAUAUCCUUUCUCAUUCUCUUGUUCCUCGGCGUCCUUGCCCUCUCCUUCGUUUGCGACUGUAGCCCUCCUAAACCAUCACCGGAUCCCCACAACCCGCCAAAAAAUCCCGUCAAACCGCCUCAGUCACCUGCUGUCAAAUCGCCAAAACCGCCCACCGUUAAACCACCUCCAUCAACCCCUAAACCACCCAUGAAACCGCCAACCAUUAAACCACCGACCCACAAGCCUCCACCUGUGGUAACGUCGCCAACACCGUGCCCAGCAUCAACACUGUGCCCACCACCGUCACCAUGCCCACCACCAACACCGUGCCCACCACCAACACCAACACCAACUCCACCUGUCGUAACGCCGCCAACACCAGACCCACAUGUUGUUACACCGCCAAAACCAGAGACUUGCCCAAUCGACACGCUGAAAUUAGGCGCUUGUGUGGACAUUCUUGGAGGUUGCAUUCACAUGGGAAUUGGUAAAAGCUACGCUAAGGAAACGUGUUGCCCGGUUUUGGGAGGUUUAUUUAGCAUGGACGCAGCCAUUUGCCUAUGUACUACCAUUGAAGCCAAAUUUUUCAAUAUGGACCUCAUCAUUCCCAUUGCUAUUGAGAUUCUUCUCGACUGCGGAAAGCCUCCACCUCCUGGCUUCAAAUGUAAGUUUGAUGAUAUUUUUGGGUAAUUGGAGGUUAAUUUGCGUGUGUGAAACCGUUACUCAUUUGUUUCAUUUGAUACGAUAAAAGGGUUUGUUUGGGUUUUCACGCUGUACUUUUAGGUUUAUAUCUGUGUACGCUUUAAUUUAUUUUUAUGUACAUACGUACGUAGUACGUAGGUUGUGGAGUAAAGAAAUGUGAUUUUCAUAGUCAUGCACAUUGUACUGAUGGACAUGUGAUACGUGCCCUACAGCGUAGGCUACUGGCCAAGUACAUGCGUAUAAAUUUAUAUA
Messenger RNA from Brassica rapa (field mustard), 4229 nucleotides. RefSeq names its product 36.4 kDa proline-rich protein. NCBI's taxonomy places the organism in Eukaryota, Viridiplantae, Streptophyta, Magnoliopsida, Brassicales, Brassicaceae. The record is from RefSeq and is a predicted model, not a curated record.